CGGUGUUGCUAGAAUCUUGUCGACAGAUCCAAAGCCAUCUACCACACCUCUUGGAUCGUCUCAUAGCCGCGCCCCAAAAUUUGCGAAUAUUCCUCCUGCUCCUGCUCAAACAUGAGAGUCAUUGCUAUUUUCGUCACCGUUUUGGCAGUAUCGUUGGCAGCCCCAACGGAGUCAGGAUGUUAUUCUGGGGAGGUGGAUGCGUCGAAGAAGGUGGAAAAGUCCUCUCCAGAAGGUCCUGUUCUGCAGGACGAAAGCGUCCAAGUGGAAAAGGAGGCGGAGCAGAUGAAUAAGAAUCCGAUUGGAACAGAAGUGAAGACUCAAGAAGCACCGGAUUCUGCUGCAUCUGAUAAUGAGGAAAGCAAUGACGACGAAGUAUCAACCGAUAAGGAACCCCCGUACAAGAAGCCGACCAUCGACGAUUACAAGGAUAUAUGCCGAGCGACAACUGGAGUCACAUUUGAGCAAGUUGCGGUUCUCGGCGAGAAAUUGGACGACGAUGCUCCGCAGGAAAUGAAGUGCUACGUUCAGUGUAUGGAGGAGUAUCUUGGAAACGUACGUGAUAAAGUGUUGGAAAGGUACGAUACCAUGUUUUACAAGACCUUGCAGCUCGUGGAUGAGAAUAAGGACAAAGGUUACGAAAUAUGCGACAGCAUAGUGACUGACGAUCCUUGCCAUUCGUCGUAUUUGAAAUUUGCCUGUUACUUGAGAGCAGGGAAGUAGAAAGGCUGGAAACUCGGCUAACGGGAUCUGAACUGAUGAUUGUUAUUUCGAUUGAUUAUGUCCAAUGAUCGUUUAUCUGUAACCAAAUCCAUACAAGCAGUGUCACGAUAAUAAAUUAUUUUUUGAGGUAUAAAAGAGAAGAAGAGUAAGAAAACAAAAUUUGGAAGGAUCAUUGUAAUUCGGUACCUUGAAGUGUUUCUUAUACGUAUCUAAGAAUUUGCACGAGUGGGUGUUUAAAAAAGAAACUAAUCGAUUACAUCCACCGUAUGAAUGAAAUAAUGUGAUUUUCAAACCUCCCUUCAAACAUGAAAAUGUUCGUUUUUACGCCCCAUAGAAAGAGAGACGUCGCUGAACUUUGAUAUCGAAUCUAAGUACGGCUUCUUCAGACAGCUUCGUACCAAUCUUGAGUAAGAAGAGAAAAAAAACUGAAUUUUGAUUGGAAAAUAAAUAGGACAUUGGUGGUGAGAGGCCAGGGGAUGGUUAAAAAGUUUAGAAGACGAGUCUGCCGAGAAGUGAUAAAAGAUAGAUGGAGAGAAUAGAAUAGAAUAGAACAGAGUAGGGCUUAUUAUUAUCGGUAACAAUAUUGGACAAACUUCGAAGCCUUGUUAAGAAAGAACUUGAAGAAUAGCGUUGAAGGCUAAAUGAUUAGAGCUAAGAUCAUGGAGUAGAAGGAGACAAAACUACAGGAAUAAAAAUGGGAAUAAAGUCUAUGUGGCGCUGUUAAUAGUGCGGAACCGAUUACUUCCAGUUCACUAUAUAAGUCAUUAGGCUUACGAGUACUGUUCUAUUUCGGGGCAACAUGACCGCAGUAAAGAAGGUUGCAUCGUUGUUGGGUCAUGUGACAUGAAGUGUUAAUGUAUGAAGCUUUUUCUGUUUAUAAAAUAAACAAUGGGUAAAACGU
This is a messenger RNA of Neodiprion fabricii, 1621 nucleotides long. RefSeq lists its product as uncharacterized. The coding region runs from base 112 to 720 and encodes 202 amino acids. Lineage: Eukaryota; Metazoa; Arthropoda; Insecta; Hymenoptera; Diprionidae. The transcript is spliced from 4 exons. Gene Ontology annotation, molecular function: odorant binding. The record is from RefSeq and is a predicted model, not a curated record.